Messenger RNA from Engraulis encrasicolus (European anchovy), 665 nucleotides. RefSeq names its product ras-related protein Rab-11B-like. The record is from RefSeq and is a predicted model, not a curated record. Gene Ontology annotation, cellular component: Golgi apparatus; recycling endosome. Gene Ontology annotation, molecular function: GTPase activity; GTP binding. The coding region runs from base 1 to 606 and encodes 201 amino acids. The transcript is spliced from 5 exons. Gene Ontology annotation, biological process: exocytosis. Lineage: Eukaryota; Metazoa; Chordata; Actinopteri; Clupeiformes; Engraulidae.
AUGGGGACCAGGGAUGAUGAAUACGAGUUCAAAGUGGUGCUGAUUGGGGACUCUGGAGUGGGGAAGAGUGACCUGAUCUCUCGCUUCACUCGCAAUGAGUUCAACUUGGAGAGAAAAAGGACCAUCGGCGUGGAGUUUGCCACGCGCAGAAUCCAGGUGGACAGCAAAACAAUAAAGGCCCAGAUCUGGGACACAGCAGGACAGGAGUACUACAGAGCCGUCACAGCAUUGUUUUACCGGGGUGCGGUGGGAGCGCUGCUGGUGUAUGACAUCGCCAAGCACCUGACCUAUGAGAACGUGGAGCGCUGGCUGAAGGAGCUGAGGGACCACGCUGACAACAACAUCGUCAUCAUGCUGGUGGGCAACAAGAGCGACCUGUGCCACCUCAGAGCCGUGCCCACCGACGAAGCCCGCGCCUUCGCAAAGAAAAACAACUUUUCUUUCAUUGAAACGUCAGCCUUGGACUCAACAAAUGUAGAGGAGGCUUUCAAGAACAUCCUGACAGAAAUCUACCGGAUUGUGUCCCAGAAGCAGAUAGCCGACAGGUCUGCAAACGACGAGUCUCAGGCCAACAACGUAGUGGACGUAACAAGUGGUCAGGCUUGAUUAACUUCUCUCACAGCCUUUGCUCCUUAACACUGGAGUAGAAGAUGACAUUUUUAAGG